Messenger RNA from Synchytrium microbalum, 471 nucleotides. RefSeq lists its product as uncharacterized. Gene Ontology annotation, cellular component: nuclear envelope; membrane; endoplasmic reticulum. Lineage: Eukaryota; Fungi; Chytridiomycota; Chytridiomycetes; Synchytriales; Synchytriaceae. Gene Ontology annotation, molecular function: glutathione transferase activity; glutathione peroxidase activity. The transcript has 7 exons. The record is from RefSeq and is a predicted model, not a curated record. The coding region runs from base 1 to 471 and encodes 156 amino acids.
AUGUCCAAGAUAUUGACCGUUGAGCUCUCAAAGGACUAUGGAUUCGUUCUCUUGGUAACUGCAGCUGCCCAUCUCCAGAUCUUUGCUGCUUCUAUGGCUGCUGCUGGUCAACGUCGCAAGUUUGGCGUCAGCUAUCCUGACAUGGGUCACGGUCGUUACUCAGCAAAGUUGACUGAUGAGCAAUGGGUCACCUUCAACUCCUUCCAACGAGUUCACUACAACUACCUUGAACAAAUCCCAACAUUCACCUUCGCAAUGUUAGCAUCUGGCAUCUGGUAUCCACGAGUUUCUGCUUCCUUGGGUGCUAUCUACAUUCUCGGACGAUACAUGUACGCAACUGGAUAUUACAACUCAGGGCCUCAAGGCCGAACUACUGGCUUUGGAGUAUUCUCCAUCGCCAACAUGUCGCUCCUUGGAACCUUGGUUUACGCCAGUUUGAAGGUAAUGGCAUCACUGACCUUUGAUGGCUGA